AUAAUGUAUAACUGGAUAUUUCCCACCUAAUCGUUAGGUUUAAUGCCUUAACAAAGUAAAUAAUUAGAAAUGGGGGGCAAUAAUAUCACCGUUGCUGAAGAAUUCAUCCUUCUCGGCUUCUCCCAUCUCCCUCACCUUCGAUUCAUUCUACUCUGUAUGUUCUUGUUCCUCUAUGCCUGCACAUUACUGGGGAACAGCCUCAUCACCCUGCUCAUCAUAAAAGACCCUCGCCUUCACACCCCAAUGUAUUUCUUCUUGGCCAACCUUUCCAUACUAGACCUGUUGUCUCCAUCAGUCACUGUGCCCAAAAUGAUCCAAGACCUCGUUUCUGGGAAGGGAGUUAUAUCCGUACACGGCUGCUUCGUCCAGAUCUUUUUCUUAAUAACGUUUGCAGGGUCAGAAUGUCCUCUUCUCUCUGUGAUGGCUUUUGACCGUUAUGUCGCCAUUUGUAAACCUCUUCAUUAUAGGAUCAUAAUGAGCAACAAGAUGUGUUCAUGGCUAACGGGAGGGGUAUGGAUCUUGGGGAGCUUCUAUUCUCUCUUGCACACAUUGCUGACCAAAAACAUCCAGUUCUGUGGUCCUUUCUCCAUCAACCAUGUUUUCUGUGAUGUUCUUCCACUUUUCCAGCUGGCCUGCUCAAACAUUACUCUAAACUUGGUUUUACUGUAUCAAUCAGCGUUUUUUAAUGGGAUGUGCAAUUUUUAUAUUAUUCUUAGUUCCUACAGUAGUAUCAUUACUGCCAUAGCGAGGAUAACGUCUAAAGACGGAAGGAGGAAAACUUUUUCAACGUGCGCUUCACAUCUCAUGGUGGUCUCUGUGUUUUAUGGGACGGUCAUGGCUACUUAUUUUAGUCCAAUCAGUAGUUACUUGGAGUCCAGAGAUAGAACAGCCGCUGUUAUCUACACCUCCGUCACCCCAGCGCUGAAUCCCAUAAUAUACAGUUUCCGUAAUAAUGAUGUAAAGAAGGCGCUGAAGAAACUGUUUGGGAAGUGAGCAGCAAGUCUGUAGUCAGUGUGGGACUGGCCCAUAGGGAUACCAGAAAAACUCCCGGUGGGCCCAGGUGUCAACCAUACGGGCUAAAACAUCCGU
Xenopus tropicalis (tropical clawed frog) is the source of this 1089-nucleotide messenger RNA. It is a transcript of the gene or5ar35, whose product is annotated as olfactory receptor family 5 subfamily AR member 35. Gene Ontology annotation, biological process: detection of chemical stimulus involved in sensory perception of smell; signal transduction; G protein-coupled receptor signaling pathway. The transcript has a single exon. Bases 70 to 993 code for a protein of 307 amino acids. Gene Ontology annotation, molecular function: olfactory receptor activity; G protein-coupled receptor activity. The record is from RefSeq and is a predicted model, not a curated record. Gene Ontology annotation, cellular component: membrane; plasma membrane. Lineage: Eukaryota; Metazoa; Chordata; Amphibia; Anura; Pipidae.